ACUGAUCACGCAGUUGGUUGGUAUAUAAUAGAUCAACUUCUAACAUUAAACAUCACUAUUAAUUCUCUUCUUAUAAAUUAAACUCUUGGCAACUGCUAUUGAACUUUGUCGGUGAACACAUUCUUUAAAGUUCCUAUUACGAUCUCAGAAUGAUCUUACGUUGUUGGAUGAUCAAAUUAUUCUUUGGUUUUUUGUUUUUUGUGUGUUUAAUCAACAUCAAUAAAGCAGAGAAAAAAUCAAAAAUUAUUCUAGUGCGGAAUCAACUUGUACAGGGUAGGAUACUUCAUACAGCUUUGCGAAAUGUUGAGUAUUCUGCUUUCAAGGGGAUACCUUAUGCUAAACCACCAGUUGGUGAUCUAAGAUUUAAGCCUCCAGUUAAGUAUGAAGCUGAAGAUGUCAGAAAUAUUGUUUACCGAGAUGGCCACAUGUGCUUACAAUAUGACAUAAAUACUAAAUCAGUGAUAGGCGAUGAAGACUGUCUCUAUUUAAACGUUUACACACCAGAGGUGGAUUUUCCUAGGGAUAUUGAACAGCGAGCAGUGAUGGUAUGGAUUCAUGAUGGAGCAUUCUUAUGGGGUUCCAAUCAUCAAUCGAGAUAUGGUCCAGAUUUUUUAAUUGAAAAAAAUGUAGUGGUUGUAACUAUGAACUAUCGACUAGGAGCAUUUGGUUUUCUAGUAGAUGAUCAUGAAAUCAGUGGUAACAUGGGCUUGAAAGAUCAACUUCUAGCAUUGGAAUGGAUUAAAAAUCAUAUUGCAUUAUUUGGUGGUGAUCCAAGUAGGAUAACUAUUUUUGGAAAAGAUGCAGGUGCAGUUUCUGUUGAAUUACAUCGAUUGUCACCAUUAUCGAGAGGAUUAUUUUGGGCAUCAAUUGCUAUGAGUGGAUCACCUUUUAAUCCUUGGGCAUUUAGAAAAAGAUACGAAGCAGAAUAUAUGAGUAGAGAAUUUCGAGAUAUUUUAUCUGAAAGUGAACUUAAAAUUGGAUCAAAAUUAGAAUCUACUUGUCGACCACUUAAAAAUUGUCUUAGCAUGAUUGUUCACACUACCCAUCAACAGAUGAUGAAAAAAGGAACUAUUCCAUUUUUACCAACUAAAGAGUCUACCUUAAUAGAUCAUGCAUUUUUAAGUCAUACACCUGCAAAAAUUUACAAAGCAAGACUUGGUAGCAAUGUACCUCAUAUGCUAGGCUAUACUGAUAACGAGUCUAUUGGUCUUUAUUCAGUGUUAAAAAGUAUGUACACAAGAGCAUACGCAUUUUUCUAUGACCCUAUGGAGACAGAAAGAAACUUCAAUUUCUUUAUCAAAGGCAUCAAUCAAAUGAUAUUUUAUCUACGACAAUAUACUGAUGCUACUGUUUAUAAUUAUUGUAAUGCCUUUGAUUAUCCAAAAUCAUUGCAUAGAAUAGCAGGAAUUGAUGAAGAUGGGUGUGGACAUGAUGAUGAUAUUGCUCAUAUUUUUUAUGUCAAAGACAAAAAUCAAUCACUUGAUCUUAACAGUGACAUUGGUAGGUAUAGGGAAAAAAUUGUAACAAUGUGGACAAACUUUGCCAAAUAUUUAGAUCCUAUGGCAAAUAAUAGUAUUGAAGGUGUAGAAUGGCCAUCAGUAACUUCAGAUAGAAAUUAUUUAUUAAAAUUAGAUAAAAACUUAAUCCUAGAAAGGAUUGUUCCAGUGAAAGAUUUUAGAGAAACUGAUCAUGGAAUUGAUGAGUUUGUGGAUCAAUAUUCUUAAGUCUGUAAGUACGUUUAUAGUUUUAAG
This is a messenger RNA of Chelonus insularis, 1751 nucleotides long. RefSeq names its product juvenile hormone esterase-like. The record is from RefSeq and is a predicted model, not a curated record. The coding region runs from base 150 to 1724 and encodes 524 amino acids. NCBI's taxonomy places the organism in Eukaryota, Metazoa, Arthropoda, Insecta, Hymenoptera, Braconidae. The transcript is spliced from 7 exons.